Messenger RNA from Purpureocillium takamizusanense, 2336 nucleotides. It is a transcript of the gene AGE2, whose product is annotated as ARF GAP with effector function(s). Gene Ontology annotation, biological process: endocytosis; intra-Golgi vesicle-mediated transport; endoplasmic reticulum to Golgi vesicle-mediated transport. The record is from RefSeq and is a predicted model, not a curated record. Gene Ontology annotation, molecular function: metal ion binding; GTPase activator activity. Gene Ontology annotation, cellular component: Golgi apparatus. Lineage: Eukaryota; Fungi; Ascomycota; Sordariomycetes; Hypocreales; Ophiocordycipitaceae. The transcript has 2 exons. Bases 337 to 2208 code for a protein of 623 amino acids.
CUCGACAGGAUUCAAUCACAAGCGUCCUCUGGCGGCGAAAUGAUGCCCAGAGGUUUUUAUUGCAGCCUACAGGCGGUCCGGCAGAAUUACGAGGCGUUAUGCUGGAGCCUGACGUGAGCGCGACCAGCGUCAUAUGUGAAAUGGAACGAGCAGGCCCGCGCCACAGCUGCCACCACGGGAGCUACCAAGUUACUGCACGCGCCACACAUCCGCCCAAACGCAUGUUGGUGCCUGAGGCUUGGGCUCCCACAGCACGCCAGGGGCUUGGUGGCUGUGCGCAAUUGCCUCCAGGUGCAUUUAGCCCCCCCAAAUAAAGACGGUGCUGGUCGUGGUUGCAUGGGGGGGCCGCCCGCCACCACAGACCGACUCGACACGACACACGAUCUCAUCCAUCUCUUCCUCGUCCUUCUGGCUCGGCCCCGCGACGCCCGUCCUCGACGCAGCGCCCGGCAUCUCACCAACUCCCUUCGCUGGCAGCCCUCCACUCUCCCACACGGCGACACGGCGUCCAUCAUGUCACGACGCGCCCCGAACCCCGCCGCUGAGCGGGCGGCGCAGAACCAGGCCACCAUCAAGAGCCUCCUGAAGCUCGAGCCCAACAAGGUCUGCGCCGAUUGCAAGAGGAACAAGCACCCCCGAUGGGCCAGCUGGAACCUGGGCGUCUUCGUCUGUAUCCGCUGCUCGGGCAUCCACCGCGGCAUGGGCACCCACAUCAGCCGCGUAAAGUCGGUCGACCUCGACUCUUGGACCGACGAGCAGCUCCAGAGCAUCCUCAGCUGGGGCAAUGCCCGCGCCAACAAGUACUGGGAGGCCAAGCUGGCCGCCGGCCACGCCCCCUCCGAGGCCAAGAUCGAGAACUUUAUCCGCACAAAGUACGAGCUCAAGCGCUGGGUCAUGGACGGACCCAUGCCCGACCCCGCCAGCCUCGACGUCGACGGCGACGACGACGUGCCUCUCAGCCUCGUCAAGGAGAAGCAGGCCAUAGAGAGGAAGGAGUCGAUCCGCAAGUCGUCCAUCGGCCAGUCGCAGGCCCCGCGGCGCGCCCCCGAGGCCGACCUCAUCGGUGGCGACGACCCCGUCCCCGCCAGGGCGAGCACCGCCAGCCCUGCCGCCAGCCGCGUCGCGCCCAAGGCCGAGCCCGCCGCGCCCAAGGCGACAAACACCAAGGACUCGCUGCUGGGGCUCGAUUUCCUCGGGGGUUCGACGGCCCCGCCCCGGCCCUCCAGCACGCCUGGUGUCACCUCGCCCGGCGGACAGUCGCGGCCCGACCUGAAGCAGUCCAUCCUCUCCCUCUACGCCACCGCACCCAAGCCCCAGCCCCAGCAUCAACCACAGCACAACCACCCCCAGGCCCCGCAACAACAGCACGGCCAGUUCGGCGGCAUGCCGUCUCCGCCCAUGACCCAACAGGGCGGCUUCAACGACGCCUUCAGCAGCCUCAGCAUAGGAAACAACGCGCCCCGAGCCCCCGCCGCCGCCGACCCCUUUGCCGGGCUGGGAGGCGGGUCUAGCGGGCGGUCCAACUCGCAGACAUCCAGCUCCAACGCUUUCGGCGGGUUGAGCGGAGGUGGCUUCUUCGACGCCAAGCCGUCCGGGCCCGUGGCUCCUCUCCACCAGCAGAGGCCCUCCAACUCUGGCUUCAGCGGGCUCAGCUCGUCGUCGUCGCCUCCUCCGGCGAAGCCCGCUGCGCCGAAGCCCGCCCAAUCCUCGGCCAUGGGCGACCUUUUUGACCUGUCGUCUCCGGUGAGCCAGACGAUGUCGUCCCCACUACCGCAAUCCACGGCACCUCCCGCAUCCACCAGCUCCGUCUUCAACCUCUCCGCCCCCCAGAACAAGCCCGCUCCGCCCCCCGCGGCGACCACGACGUCUGCGAGCGCCUUUGGAGGCAUGGGCAUGGCGGAUCCGUGGGGCGGCAAUGAGUGGGCCACAUCCGCCCCAGCCCCAGCCCCGGCGGCCCCCGCAAAGGCGAGCCCGGAACUGGCCAAGACGACCUCGAGCGGCCUGGGCUGGGGGAGCGGUGGUGCCUUUGCCAGCACGCCCAUCGUGCCGGGCUCCGGCGGCGGCUUCAACCCGGCGCCCAAGGUGACUGCCGACGAGGAGUUUGGCGGCUGGGCGAGCAGCGCGGCGCCCGCGAGCGCCAGCACGGCGGCCCCCAAGCAGUCGGGGUUCGGCGGGGACGACGACCUCUUCUCCAACGUCUGGCAGUAGCAUCGAGGAAUGAUUCUCACAAGAGGGGGGCGGCAUGCUCUAGGCGUUUUGCAUGUUUGGAGUCUAGACAGCAACGUAGGGUAGAAUCAUUCAGUCAAAAACGACGCUGGUCUCAUCCUGCACAGGGC